This is a messenger RNA of Solanum tuberosum (potato), 4508 nucleotides long. Its product is annotated as serine/threonine-protein kinase TOR-like. The coding region runs from base 2223 to 2861 and encodes 212 amino acids. Gene Ontology annotation, biological process: negative regulation of macroautophagy; TOR signaling. The transcript is spliced from 13 exons. Gene Ontology annotation, cellular component: nucleus; cytoplasm; TORC1 complex. Gene Ontology annotation, molecular function: protein serine/threonine kinase activity. NCBI's taxonomy places the organism in Eukaryota, Viridiplantae, Streptophyta, Magnoliopsida, Solanales, Solanaceae. The record is from RefSeq and is a predicted model, not a curated record.
ACCCCCAGGCCUUAUCAUUAAUAAAUCAAAAAACCUUACCUCCGAUCGUAUGGUGGUUCAUAAGUCGGCUAUCCUACUAAGGACGGCCAACUCAACCCCGAUACUAGAAAAGAAACCUAGAUCAACUGUGAACCUAGAAGAGAGGACUCUUCUCAAUACAAGUAAUAUAGGAAAGCGAUAAAUAAGGGAGACUCUCCCUUUACAAAGUAAGAAGAAAAAACAAAAAGCAAAAAAACAAAAGGGCAUCUUUAGAUGAACCAUAUGGAAAGCUGUCGGAUCAAGGUGGUUCUCUGAUCUUCAUCUUUCUUCUUCUAAAAUUUGGCUUCUCAGUCUUGUCUAGAAUAUAGUAUCCUCUAGCUUCUUUGGUAGCUGGUGGACAUGGAAGUAAUGUUGAGGGACUUCACUGUUAUGGCUAGUUUUAGAUAAAACAUCAGCCAUAAAGUUAGUCUCUCUAAAGGUGUGAUUACAGGAAAAGGAUUGGAAUUGAUCACAUGUUCUCUUAAGGUUAGCUACAGUAUGGUGCAAAUUCCAAGGUGGAGCAACUUCUUGUUUUAUCCAGUGAACCUCUAACUCAGAGUCUACUUCCAAAAUCACCUAGUUAAAACCAUUAUUUAGACACCAAGAUAGACCCCAUUGAGCAGCUUCAAUCUUUGCUUGGUUGUUGGUACCAUGGCCUAGUGGAGUAGCAUAAGCAUAGAUUAAAUCACCUAGGGCAUCUCUAAACAAAUACCACCAGCCCCUAUCUUUCCUGGGUUGUCUAAUGCACUACCAUCAGAGUUGAUUUUAAUCACAUUUGUAGGUGGCUUAAACCAACUUACCUUGGUAAUUUUGAUAUCAUGGAAGCAAUUUCCUGCAAACUGUAUCAACUCAGGCCACUUGCAUGGCCAUUUGAUGUAAGGAGAGUUGAUGAGUAGGAGGUUGUUGAUAUCUUUAAGCACCAAGUAUAUCACUCUAGUGAUAUUAUAGUUGUUUCCUCCAUAUUUGCAUGCACAUCUAAUUUUCCACAGGUUCCAACAAGUAAAGAUAUUGAUUUACUGCAGACAUCAAGGCCACAAGGUUCAUACAUGCAAUGUCAAGAGGAGAGAUGCUGAAUAUCGAAUAAGAAAGGCAGUGGAAGCAGCAAACAAGAACAAACCCAAAACAACACAAGGAAAUGAUACUCAUGUAACUACUCUACCAAUUAAUUAUCAGCCUGUUAAGAAUAAUAUUUCUGCUACUGUUUCAGGUACCAAGAACAGCCAUCAAGAACUCAUCAGGAUCAACAAAAAAUGCAAGGAGACCAAUGGCAGACACAAAAGAAAAAGAACUUUAGAGGCUAUCCUCAAAACAAUCAGAGGAAUCACCCAAACAACCAACAAAAUCAGGUUUAUAAACCAAUACCACAUCAGAAUGAGACCAGUAAGGAACCACAAAAAGGUCAAUGAUGGCAGAUUGCGUACCGCCGGUGAGGCUUCUCAACGAGUACUAAAGAGGAUUGGGCAGAGUGGAUGAGGCAUUUCAGCAUUGUACUUUUGAAAGAAUCACCUAUCCAGCAUUAAGAACAUGUGCAAGACUGGCUCAACUACAGCCUUUUUUUGGGCGGGAGCUGUUUGCUGCAGGUUUUGUUAGUUGUUGGUCACAACUUAGUGAGGCUAGUACAGAGUUUAGAAAUGACGUUUUCUUCUCCAAAUAUCCCGCCUGAAAUUCUUGCUAUACUUUUGAACUUGGCAGCGGUUGGAAUAUUAACAUAUGCUCAGCAGCAUUUGGGGGUUCAAUUGAAGGAGUCAUGGUACUGUUGAUUGUUGCAUUCUGUUGUACUGUUUUAAUUGCAGCUCAUCUUUGCCUGAUAAUCUUAGUAUGAGAAGUUGCAACUCUGGGAUAGUGAAUGCAUGUUUAGGACUAGUUUAGGCUGCUAAUGCUUCCUGGAACAUGGGCGAGUGGGAUCAGAUGGCAGAAUAUGUUUCUCAGCCUGACAUGGUGGUGAAACCAAACUCUGAGUCUUGGGAAAUACUGCUUCUAGCAGUGAUGGAAGUAGUAAUGGCAUCUUUUUUAGGAUCUUUCUUCUAGUUCGUCGAGGGAAGUACGAUGAAGCAUGUGAAUAUUUCGAAAGAGUAAGGAAAUGUUUGGCAACCGAGCUUGUUGCACUGGUUCUUGAGAGCUAUGAACGUGCUUACAACAACACGGUUCGCGUUCAACAACUUUCUAAAUUAGAAGAGGUCAUUGAGUACUGUACUCUUCCUCAUAUGGGAAACCCUGUUGUUGAAGGAAGAAGAGCCCUUUUUCCCAAUAUGUGGAAUGAACGCAUAAAGGGUGCAAGAAGAAAUGUCGAGGUUUUGCCUGAUCUCUUUCACAUUGUACGCAUAUCUGAGGAUGGUCUAAAGGAAUUUAUAACAUGGAAACUUGGAACCUUGGUAUCUACUGCGCGACAGAUUCUGCAUCUCGUGCAGCAACUUUGUUUGGCACUCAACGAUGAAGUCAGAAAGUAUCUUCCUGAUAUACUUCCCUGUUGUAUUCAAGUUCUUACUGAUGCGGAGAGGUUUAAUGACUACACAUAUGUAAUUUCUAUUCUCCACACCCUUGAAGUUUUUGGUGGGACAUUAGAUGAGCAUAUGGAUCUUCUUUUUCCUGCACUUAUUCGGUUGUUUAAAGUGGACGCUUCAGUAGAAGUAAGACGUGGUGCAAUCAAAACUCUUACAAGACUGAUACCUUGUGUGCAGGUUACUGGACACAUAUCUUGGCUUGUGCAUCACUGGAAGCUUGUCUUGGACGGGAACAAAGAAGAGCUCAAGAAAGCUGCUAUUGAUGCACUUCGUUGCCUAGGUCAUGCUCUUGGAGAGGACUUCACCAUUUUUAUUCCUUCUAUUCACAAGCUUAUGGUUUAACAUAGGCUGCAGGACCUCCUGAUUUUUGCAGGUCUGCAUUGAUUUUAAGAAAUUCAGGGACGACUGUAAAUGCGAGCCAUUGAUUUUUGGAAGAACCACAGCUCAGAGAUUAAAUCGGCGGCUGCCGGUUGAGGUCAUCAGUGAUCCUUUAGACGAUAGAGAGAGUGACCUCUAUAAGGUUGGGACCGACAUGUAGAAGCUGCUCGAGCUCAGAGUGACGCGAUGGAGAGAGUGACCUCUAUAAGGUUGGGACCGACAUGUAGAAGCAGCUCGAGCUCAGAGUGACGCAGUUUAGGGAGUCCCUCAUAUUCUCUUUUGAUAUCUAAAUUGUGAGAACACAAUCUCAUUUUUAGUUGGGGCAUCCCUUGUAGUCAUUUUGUUGAUUGUUUCUGCAUAUAGUGAUUGUGCCCUUGUCGGGCGUAUUUUUCUUUCUUUGUCAUGGAUUGGUGUGCCCUUGUCGAGAUUUGAUAUUGUGGAUGUUUCUGUUGAUAUUGUGUUGGAUUGGUUUAUUUUAGUUUUUGAUUUGUACUUUAUAGAUUCUUUGCUUUUGUUUUGAUAAUAAGAUUUGGAUUGACGAUGCCCGAUGAUGGCUAUAGGGUGACUACUUUCUUAAGGGUAAAUCGUCAACUUCUGAGUGUUUGAUUGUGGCAAAGUCUGAGUAGUUGUUCCCGAAUAGAUGCAUGAGGUUGCCUGAUGAUGGAUUGGUUGACGACUUUCAUGAGGACAAAAUCCUCAUCUUUUUUGUAAGGUUUUGACUUGGUUGGAACUAAGAGCAUAGUCAUGCAUGUGAAUCGUGUUGAGCAUACCUCUUCGUUUUUAAAAGGUUGAGCAUGUUAUGAAUGAUUUUGUGACAACUCUUUUUGUGACUUUUUAUUCUUUAGCGGUUAAAAUGUUUAGUGCUACUUGUAUUUUGAUAAGGAAGUAAGAUUUUGAACCAUCUUGAUUGAUUUGCAGGCCAUGUGUUGUGAGUUGUUGAAUAAUGCCUUGUGUUUGCUUUUGUCACCUAGAACUUGCCCGAUUGGUCUUGAAAUGUUGUUCUUGAUUGAGUUUGGUUGGAGAAAUGAUCUUAGGCUUUCUUUGAUGUUCUUGAAGUCCACUUGGCCUAAAAAUCCCACCUUUUGCACUAAACAUAUCCUUAGUUGUCCCCUUUUAGUAAUGGCAACCACAUUACAAGCCUUAUCCUUUUUUGAAAAAGUAACCCUCUUUAGAAACCUUCCCUCCUUGAACUUGAGAUUGUGAAAGUUGAGUCUAAAAGCCUAAGUUGGGGGUGUUAUGAGAAAUUCAUUGAAGGGAAGCUUACUACAUGAGGACAUGAUAUAAAAAACGAAAAAAAAAGAGAAAUUGAGGGAUGGAUGGAAAGACUUAAGAAAGAAAAUGAAUAAAUGAGACUUGAAUCUUUCAAAAGUUGAAAAUGGUUGCAUGUUGGACAUCUAGAGUGGAAAUAAGAAAAGGAAAAUGAAAAAUAGUGUGGAAUGUGCAUGGGUUUGAAAAGUGAAGAAAAGCGGAUAAAGUUGGAAAUAAUGAAUUGUUGUGUAGUGUUCAAGGAAGGUGUAGUCACUUACACCAAAAUGAUAUCCUAACCGUCCCUAAACCUAUAUUACAAGCUUAACAAAGUCCUUUGAGAUUUCUAACCAAAUGGAGUUGAGU